CCAUAGGAUCAGCUGGGUUGGGAAAGAGCUGUAGGAUCAGCAGCUCCAACCCUUACCCCAAGGCCACUGAGGCUGCCAGGAACCUGAGGGCUUGGAUUUGCCAGCCAGAGAACCAGAUGCCCUGUGCCCAGAAAGCUCCCAGGCUGCUGAAGGGGAUCCAGGCCGAGCUCUUCCCGGACUGCUCAGGGAACAUUAAGCUGUGCUGUCAGUUUGGUGCCAUUCACAGUGACUCCACCAUUACCUGGACUAAGGAUUCCAAGUUGCUGGCUCGGCUGCAGAGGAGUGCCCAGGAUGACUCUCCCGUCUCGUUGGCAAUAGCUAAAGCCAGUACCAAAGACCAGGGGAUGUAUUACUGCUGCUUGAACAAUAUGUAUGGGAAGGUGACUGCUGAGUUUAAUCUGACUCCAGAAGUGCUGGAACAUCUCUCAAGCUUCCAGAACUGUGAAGGUGUGGAGGAGAUCGAGUUCAUGCAGCUCAUGUUCAGAGAGGACUUCAUCAGCGACAGCUACUUCGGAGGGAACCUGCGUGGGGUGAUAGCCACAGAAGAGCUGCACUUUGGAGAGGGCAUGCACAGGAAAGCCUUCCGAAGCCGAGUGAUGCAGGGGCUGGUGCCAGUGUUCAGCCCUGGGCACCCCUGUGUGCUCAAGGUGCACAAUGCCAUCACCUAUGGGACCAAGAGUCAGGAUGAUCUGGUGCAGAAGAACUACAGCCUCGCACUGCAGGAGUGCUAUGUCCAGAACACUGCAAGAGAGUAUGCAAAGAUCUAUGCAGCUGAAGCUGAGCCCCUGGAAGGCUUUGGAGAGGUACCAGAGAUCAUUCCUAUCUUCCUUGUCCAUCGCCCUGCCAACAACAUCCCCUAUGCAACAGUGGAGGAGGAGCUGGUGGGGGAGUUUGUGAAGUACUCGGUCCGGGAUGGCAGGGAAGUGAACUUCCUGAGGAGGGAUUCUGAGGCUGGCCAGAAGUGCUGCACCUUCCAGCACUGGGUCUAUGAGAAGACCAACGGGAGCCUGCUGGUCACUGACCUGCAAGGUGUAGGAAUGAAGUUAACCGACGUUGGCAUAGCAACACUGGCCAAAGGAUACAAAGGGUUUAAAGGCAACUGCUCCUUCUCCUUCAUUGAGCAGUUCCGAGCCCUCCACCAGUGCAAUAAGUACUGUGAGAUGCUGGGGCUGAAAUCCCUGCGAAGCCCUCACCAGAAGCAGAGGAAAGCAACAGCCAUGAAGAGCAAACCCCUUCCACACUCAUCAUCCAUGAAGAAAACUGUGCCCAAGAAGGCCAGAGAACCCAGAGACUUCAUUGCCUCAGAGCACUGAGUUGCUCUGGACCCUCCUGAGGAGCUGGAGCAGUGAUGGGCACCAAUGAGCUGGGGAACAGCU
Melopsittacus undulatus (budgerigar) is the source of this 1376-nucleotide messenger RNA. Its product is annotated as alpha-protein kinase 2. Gene Ontology annotation, molecular function: ATP binding; protein serine/threonine kinase activity. Lineage: Eukaryota; Metazoa; Chordata; Aves; Psittaciformes; Psittaculidae. The coding region runs from base 117 to 1313 and encodes 398 amino acids. The record is from RefSeq and is a predicted model, not a curated record. Gene Ontology annotation, biological process: protein phosphorylation. The transcript has 9 exons.